AUGCCCGUUGGCGGCACCUCCACCUACUUCGACACGGCCGCCCUCGCUGACGGUUCAGCCCCCGCCGUCGCCAACAGUUCCAAUUUCUUCAACGCCACCGUUGCCGCAAACCACAAAGAAGGCGCCGAAGAGCUCGCCCUCCUCAAAUACGUCUACGCACGACCGGACCUCGCCCAGCUCCGCGGCGACCCCGACGCCGUGUGCAACGCCAUCGACGACUUCGCCGCCACCAUCCCGCGCGGGCUGAUGACCAUUGGCGCCGACAAACGCGCCUUCAUCACCCGCCUCCUCGCCGGCAACGACAGCGACGCCGGGCCUGCCCCGACCACCUUCCUCGAGUUUGGCUCCUACGUUGGGUACUCAGCCAUCUGCCUCGCCAGCGCCAUGGCCAAGCGGGCAGCCGGCACCGGCCGCCGCGUGCGGUACCUCUCGUUCGAGAAGAACCCCAUCAUCGCGGCCGUCGCGGCGAGCCUGUGCGACCUGGCUGGCCUGCGGGACGUCGUGUCCAUCAGCGUGGGCAGCGCGGGGGAGUCGCUGGGGAGGUUGGUGAAGGAGGGCGUGGUGGGCAAGGGGGAGGUCGACUUCGUGCUGCUGGAUCACUGGAAGGACUUUUACAUUGACGACUUGCAGAUCUGCGAGAAAGAGUCGCUGUUGAGGCCUGGGUCGGUCGUGCUGGCUGAUAACAUCGUGUUUCCUGGCGCACCUGAGUACUUGGCUUAUGCGCAGAGGGGUAGGGCGGAGAAGUCUCCGGAGGGGUAUGCGUAUGUGACUGAGACGGCGGAUUUUGUGCUGCCGUUUGGUGGUCCGGACCAAUUGGCUAUUUCCACCGUGGCGUAA
Diplodia corticola is the source of this 837-nucleotide messenger RNA. Its product is annotated as catechol o-methyltransferase. The record is from RefSeq and is a predicted model, not a curated record. Lineage: Eukaryota; Fungi; Ascomycota; Dothideomycetes; Botryosphaeriales; Botryosphaeriaceae. Bases 1 to 837 code for a protein of 278 amino acids. The transcript has 3 exons. Gene Ontology annotation, molecular function: O-methyltransferase activity.